Messenger RNA from Ochotona princeps (American pika), 6071 nucleotides. RefSeq names its product growth regulating estrogen receptor binding 1 (gene GREB1). NCBI's taxonomy places the organism in Eukaryota, Metazoa, Chordata, Mammalia, Lagomorpha, Ochotonidae. The record is from RefSeq and is a predicted model, not a curated record. Gene Ontology annotation, biological process: multicellular organism development. The coding region runs from base 214 to 6027 and encodes 1937 amino acids. The transcript has 32 exons.
GCCGAGGUGUCGGGCUGGGCGGGCGCUGACUGGGGGUGAGCUGCUACUUCUACAACUUCCUGUAAUUACCCUGCAGCUGAGCAGCCCGCCCUCAGCCCCUGCUGGGCAGAGGCCCAGAGCAGCCUGCGCCUCCUGCACUCUUGGGAGUCCUGCACUCUUGCACUACCUCUGUGAUGCCGUUGUGAACCGAGGACUCCAGCCUUGCGCCUGAAGAUGGGGAACUCCUACGCGGGGCAGCUGAAGACAACGCGGUUCGAGGAGGUGCUGCACAGCUCGAUCGAGGCCUCCCUGCGCUCCAGCCAGCUGGUGCCCAGGCCCAUCUUUUCCCAGCUGUACCUGGAAGCUGAGCAGCAGCUCUCGUCCCUCGAAGGUGGCAGCCGAAUGGACAAUGAGGAUGAGGAGGAAGAGGCGGAAGGGGGCCUGGAGUCCAACAGUGCCCCUAAUCCCUGCCAGCUGCACCCUGUGCCUGACGGCUGCUGUACCAUGGAUGGCUUCUGCCAGGCUGGGAAGGACCUGCGCCUCACUUCCAUUUCCAGCGACCCUAUUGAUGUCCCUGCGGGCUUCCUGCUCGUGGGGGCCAAGUCCCCGAGCUUGCCCGACCAUCUCCUGGUGUGUGCCGUGGACAAGAGGUUCUUGCCAGACGACAAUGGUCACAAUGCCCUUCUUGGCUUCUCCGGGAACUGCGUUGGCUGUGGGAAGAAGGGCUUCUGCUACUUCACCGAGUUCUCCCAUCACAUCAACCUGAAGCUGGCCAGCCAGCCCAAGAAGCAGAAACACCUCAAAUACUACCUGGUGCGGAACGCCCAGGGAGCUCUCACCAAAGGGCCUCUCAUUUGUUGGAAAGGCUCAGAGUUCCGAAGCCGGCAGACUUCCGCCAGGACCGGUUCCACUUCUCUCUUCCCGCCACUGGAUGGCUCUGGGGCUCCAACCACCUUCCCCAGCGAGCCUGCUCCUGGAACCAACCCCAGCAUCCUGGUGGGCGCUCAGCAGGCAGGACCGCCUUCUGAUCACCCAUCACUCAGUGCAGCGCCUGGUCCCCCCCUCUUCAACGGCAGAGACUCCCCGGAGCACCGGCAGCUGACGAAGAAGAACCCGCCUGCGGCUCCGAGGCCUCCAGCCCUAGUUUGCAUCCCAGGUGUCUUGUCCAACUCGGGACCCCCGAAGAAACGUCACAAGGGGUGGUCUCCUGAAUCCCCAUCAGCUGUGGAUGCUGGCUGCCCGUCGGGUGCUGGGGUCAGAGCCAAGGGCGAAAGCGUAGGUGUCUCCUGCCUGCCCCCGGCUGGCUUGCUGGGACCCACAUCGGUCACCUUUCCUGUUGCGGCCUCUGGGGAGCCAGUGUCUGUCCCUGACAACCUGCUGAAGAUCUGCAAGGCCAGGCCGGUGAUAUUUAAAGGCCACGGGAACUUCCCUUACCUGUGUGGGAACCUGAGCGAUGUCGUGGUCAGCCCUCUGCUGUACACGUGCUACCAGAACUCCCAGUCUGUGUCCCGGGCGUAUGAGCAGUGCGGCGCCACCAGUGUCCAGCCCAUCUCCGAGGAGAUGCAGCUCCUGCUCACCGUCUACUACCUGGUGCAGCUCGCCGCCGACCAGGUGCCCCUGAUGGAGGACCUGGAGCAGAUCUUCCUGCGCUCCUGGCGCGAGUCACACCUGACCGAGAUCCGGCAGUACCAGCAGGCACAGCCGCAGCUCUUCCCUCCCGUGCCCAGCGCCGUGGCACCCGUGACCUCGGCUCAGCUGCCCUGGCUGGCCGGCCUGGCCGCCAGCUCCUGCAACGACAGUGUGUAUGUCAUUGAGUGUGCCUACUCCCUGGCCGAGGGCCUCUCAGAGAUGUUCAGGCUGCUGGUGGAGGGCAAGCUGGCCAAGACCAACUAUGUGGUCAUCAUCUGUGCCUGCCGCAACGCCGCCAUUCACUCCUGUAUCGCCGUCACUGGAAAAUACCAAGCUCGGAUUCUCUCUGAGAGCCUGCUCAGCCCUGCCGAGUACCAGAAGGAAGUCAGCACGGAGCUGGUCACCGGGAGAGUAGACUCGCUGGGGGCCUUUGUGAGCACUCUCUGCCCAGAGGGAGACAUUGACAUUUUGCUGGACAAAUUUCAUCAGGAAAAUCAAGGCCCCAUGUCUUCCUCGACUACUGCCUCCUCUGGCUCUCAAGCAGCACCUGUGGAUGUGAGCGGGGCACCUGUGUGCACAAGCUACCACCUGGAGCCAUGCAGCGUCCGGCCCUUCCAGCUGGCCGUGGCCCAGAAGCUGCUCUCCCACGUGUGUUCCAUUGCUGACUCCAGCACCCAGAACCUGGACCUGGGAUCCUUCGAGAAGGUGGACUUUCUGAUUUGCAUUCCCCCCUCGGAAGUGACCUACCAGCAGACGCUGUGCCACGUGUGGCACUCAGGUGUGCUGCUGGAGUUGGGGCUGGAGAAGGAGCAGCUGACCAAGCAGAGAGUGGAACAGUACGUCCUGAAGCUAGACGCGGGGGCACAGAGCAGAUUUAAGGCCUUCCUGCAGAACUCUCUCCAGAACCCACACACAUUGUAUGUGCUCAUCCACGACCACGCCCACUGGGAUCUGGUGAGCAGUGCCGUCCAUAACCUCUACUCCCAGGACGACCCCGGCGUGGGGUUGGUGGACAGACUGCUCAACUGCAGGGAGGUGAAGGAGGCCGCCAACAUCGUGACCCUGCACGUGACCUCUUUCCCCUACGCACUGCAGACCCAGCACACGCUCAUCAGCCCUUACAACGAGAUCCACUGGCCCGCCUCCUGUAGCAGCGGUGCAGCUUUGUACCAUGAGAAUAAGAAGUAUUUCGGGCUGUCCCAGUUCAUCGAGUCCACCCUGUCCGGCCACAGCCUGCCCUUGCUCAGAUACGACAGCUCCUUCGAGGCCAUGGUCACGGCAUUAGGAAAAAAAUUCCCCCGCCUGCACAGCGCGGUGAUCCGGACCUUUGUUCUCAUGCAGCACUAUGCCGCCGCGCUGAUGGCCGUGAGAGGCCUGCCGCAGAUGAAGAACCACACGUCCGUGGAGACGCUGGAGAUCGCGCAGAACCUGCUGCACGCCCCCGCCCACUGCCCCCGCGGCCACGGGCUCAUGGUGCUGCUGCGUGUGCCCUGUGCGCCGCUGGCCGCUGUGGCCUACCAGCGCCUGGCCCAUGUGCGGGCACGCCUGGCGCUGGAGGAGCACUUUGAGAUCAUCCUGGGCAACCCCAGCACGGGCGUCACGGUGGGCAAGCACUUUGUGAGGCAGCUCCAGAUGUGGCAGAACAUUGAGGAUGCGACGUGGAGACCUCAGACCUACCUGGAGUUGGAGGGCCUGUCUUGCAUACUCAUCCUCAGUGGGACUGACCCACUCGGGGAGUCCUUGCCCAGGUCGCUGAGGUACUGUGACCUGCGCCUCAUCAACUCCUCCUGCUUGGUGAGAACGGCUUUGGAGCAGGAGCUGGGCCUGGCCGCCUACUUCGUGAGCAGCGAGGCCCCGUUGGAGAAGGUGGCCAGGAGCGAGGCCUUAGAGAGCGACGCCGAGAAGCUGAGCAGCACGGACAACGAGGAGGAAGAGCUGGGGACUGAAGGUUCCACCUCGGACAGGAGAAGCCCGGUGAAGAGGGAGAGGCCUUGUUCCCAGGACUCAGCGUCCUCCCCGCUCUCCUCCAAGGCAUCCGGCUCUGCACUGGCUGGCGAGGCCAUGGCUCCGCCAGUGGGGCCUCCGCAGGGAGAGCAGGCCAGGUCUCCCUCUUCCCAGGAGGGCAGGGUCCCUGGAGAGAAGCCGAGAAACCGACCGGGCCAGGGCCCAGUGGCAGCUGCCAGCAGACACAGCCCUAGACACAGCAGCCUGCAGGUGGCGGUCACUUCGUCCUCCCAGCUGUCAUCCUGGAGUUCGUCGUCGUCCACAGCGCCCACCGCUGACCCAUUCAUCCUGCAGACCUCGCAGUGCUCCCUGACCAAGGCCUGCCGUCAGCCGCCCAUUGUCUUCCUGCCCAAGCUUGUGUAUGACAUGGUCAUGUCCACCGACAGCAGCGGCCUGCCCAAGGCUGCCUCGCUCCUGCCCUCGCCCUCAGUCAUGUGGGCCAGCUCCUUCCGCCCCCUGCUCAGCAAGACCAUGACGUCCACGGAGCAGUCCCUCUACUACCGGCAGUGGACGGUGCCCCGGCCCAGCCACAUGGACUAUGGCAACCGGGCUGAGGGCCGUGGGGACAGCUUCCAUCCCCGCCGGCUGCUGCUCAGUGGGCCCCCCAAGAUCGGGAAGACAGGGGCUUACCUGCAGUUCCUCGGUAUCUUGUCCCGGAUGCUCAUCCGACUGACGGAGGUAGAUGUCUACGAUGAAGAGGAGGCCCAUAUCAGCCUCAGAGAAGAGUCAGACUGGCAUUAUCUGCAGUUCAGCGACGCCUGGCCAGACCUGGAGCUGUUCAGAAAGCUGCCCUUUGAUUACAUCAUUCACGACCCCAAGUACGAAGACGCUAGUCUGAUUUGUACACAUACAGCGAGCGUCCCAAAUGAAGAUGGAGGGAUAGCCCGGAAGCCCGAGGACCUGUAUGUGCGGCGUCAGACGGCGCGAAUAAGGCUGCCCAAGUACGCAGCCUACAACACAUACCACCACUGUGAACAGUGCCACCAGUACAUGGGCUUCCACCCCCGCUACCAGCUCUAUGAGUCCACCCUGCACGCCUUUGCCUUCUCUUACUCCAUGCUAGGAGAGGAGAUCCAGCUCCACUUCAUCAUCCCCAAGUCCAAGGAGCAUCACUUUGUCUUCAGCCAACCUGGAGGCCAGCUGGAGAGCAUGCGCCUGCCCCUGGUCACAGACAAGAGUCAGGAGUACAUAAAGAGCCCAACGUUCACCCCGACAACUGGCCGGCACGAGCACGGGCUCUUUAACCUGUACCACGCGAUGGAUGGCGCCAGCCACUUGCACGUGCUGGUGGUCAAGGAGUAUGAGAUGGCCAUCUACAAGAAGUACUGGCCCAACCACAUCAUGCUGGUGCUGCCCAGCAUCUUCAACAGUGCCGGCGUGGGUGCCGCGCACUUCCUGAUCAAGGAGCUGUCCUAUCACAACCUGGAGCUGGAGCGGAGUCGGCAGGAGGAGCUUGGGAUCAAGCCGCAGGACAUCUGGCCUUUCAUUGUCAUCUCUGAUGACUCCUGCGUCAUGUGGAAUGCCGUGGACGUGGACUGUGCCGGGGAGAGGAGCAGGGAAUUUUCCUGGUCGGAGAGGAAUGUGUCCCUGAAGCACAUCAUGCAGCACAUUGAGGCGGCGCCCAACAUCACACACUAUGCCCUGAUUGGCAUGCGCAAGUGGUCCAGCAGGACCAAGGCCAGCCAGGUGCGGGAGCCCUUCUCCCGCUGCCACGUGCAUGACUUCGUCGUCCUGAACGUGGACCUCACCCAGCACGUGCAGUACAACCCAAACCGGUUCACGUGUGAUGACGUGGACUUCAACCUGCGGGUGCACAGUGCCGGCCUGCUGCUGUGUCGAUUCAAUCGCUUCAGCGUGAUGAAGAAGCAGAUUGCCGUAGGUGGACACAGGUCCUUCCAUAUCACAUCCAAGGUGCCCGAGAACACUGCAGCCGUGGUGCCAGCGCAGUACAUCUGUGCGCCCGACAGCAAGCACACGUUCCUGGCUGCGCCCGCCCAGCUCCUGCUCGAGAAGUUCCUGCAGCACCACAGCCACCGCUUCUUCCCGCUCUCCCUCAAGGACCUGGGCCACCCGGUGCUGUCAGUGGACUGCUACCUUAACCUGGGCCCUCAGGUCUCUGUCUGCUACGUGAGCUCCAGGCCCCACUCUCUGAAUGUCAGCUGCCGCGACCUGGUGUUCAGCGGGCUGCUGCUCUACCUCUGUGACUCUUUCGUGGGUGCUGACUUUCUGAAAAAGUUCCACUUUCUGAAAGGCGCCACCUUGUGCGUCAUCUGCCAGGACCGGAACUCGCUGCGCCAGACGGUGGUGCGCCUGGAGCUGGAGGAGGAGUGGCAGUUCCGCCUGCAGGACGAGUUCCAGACGGCCAACGCCACCGAGGACCGGCCGCUCUUCUUUCUCACGGGACGGCACAUCUGAGGGAAACAGCUGCAGAGCUGGCACGGUCAGAGCCCUCGGGAGGC